Messenger RNA from Didymella exigua CBS 183.55, 1086 nucleotides. RefSeq lists its product as uncharacterized. NCBI's taxonomy places the organism in Eukaryota, Fungi, Ascomycota, Dothideomycetes, Pleosporales, Didymellaceae. The transcript has 4 exons. The record is from RefSeq and is a predicted model, not a curated record. The coding region runs from base 1 to 1086 and encodes 361 amino acids.
AUGUUGGGCCAGGAGAGUGAGGAGCUUAUCGGUAGUCCGUUUGUGAUCCCACAGGAGGAUGUCGAAGUGCUCAAUACCUCGGAGGGCUUUUGCAUGCUGAGAAACUACCUCGCGCGAGACACCAGCUUCUGCACGCAACACGACGAGUGCGAUGGGCAGACCAAAGAAGCAUGGAUCCUGCAGCGCGACUUGUUGCACGCGCUGGUGAUGCCGGUGCUGGAGCUGUUUAACCGAGCUUCGGCACUCGCUGAGGCGGCGCUGUGUACCCGCAAAAGCGAAGAUCUGGAGUUAGCGUUCGCGGGGGAAGCACGUGGAGCGUUCCUGUGUCUGCAGUGCUUCGUCGACGAAGAGGAGGAUUGGUGCAGGACACGCGGUUGUCCAGCUUGCAUCACAUCUGCGACGCUAAGCACAGAGUCGCACCUCCGCCUGACAAUCGCCGCAUCGCUCCUGUCCACGUGUUCAGUCGCAACACCAGCUCCGCCGCCAGAGCCAUUGACGUCUCGUGCGCUCCCUCCUCUGCCGCACAUCCUCCCCGCGCUCCGCGAAGCCCUCGCGUCAGAUCCCUUCUGGGGCCCGGACCACUGGCCGUACCUGCUCUCGCGCGCGACGCAACUCUCGACGGGCAUCCAAGCGCUGAUUAGCGAGUGCGUGAACCUCGAGUCCCUCGUGGCGUCCCCGGUGGCGGAGCGCACUGCGUUCAUCGGCAGCUUCAGCGCAUCGGGACUGCAGUACAUGGGCGCGCAGACCGGGGAGAAGGGCGUCAAGCUCCGCAAGAGCAAGCUCGCGAAGAGGCAGCUGAGGCUCGAGAGGGAGGAGAUUGAGCUCAUGAGGCGCGUGGCGAUGCAGUGCUGGGCCAAGGCGAAGCUGCCCAAGGGGGUGAGGGGCGAGAUGCUGGGCCAGAGCGGGGGGGGGAGCCGGAGGAGGAGGAGUCUGACAUGUCCCCAUCGCAUGCACGGCGCCCACCACGGCCGACACGACGACAACCACGACAACCACGACGACGACAACCACGACGACAACCACGACGACAACCACGACGACGACGACGACGACGACAAGCCCUCUCGCCCACUCGCUCAUCCAUAG